This is a messenger RNA of Botrytis sinoallii, 693 nucleotides long. RefSeq lists its product as uncharacterized. The record is from RefSeq and is a predicted model, not a curated record. Bases 1 to 693 code for a protein of 230 amino acids. Lineage: Eukaryota; Fungi; Ascomycota; Leotiomycetes; Helotiales; Sclerotiniaceae. The transcript has 5 exons. Gene Ontology annotation, molecular function: iron ion binding; oxidoreductase activity, acting on paired donors, with incorporation or reduction of molecular oxygen; heme binding.
AUGGAUCAUGCAAAGCGGUCCAAACUACUAGAAAGAUGGACCAUUCGAUUUGAACAGUAUGGAGACACAUUUGCCGCGAUUCUACUUGGUGCUCCUAUGAUUGCUACUAUUGACCCUUUGAAUGUACAGACAAUGCUUGGUUCAAACUUCAAAGAUUUUGGUGUACAGCCUCUGAGGAGAUCUACAACGGUUCCUUUCUUAGGCGAGGGUGUAUUCACAAUGGGUGGUCCAUUUUGGCAGCACUCGCGUAGUCUGAUGCGCCCAACCUUCACCAGAACUAAUGUUGCCAAUCUACCUGCAUUCGAGAAGAAUCUGCAAAAGUUCUUUAAACUGUUACCGGAAGAUGGAUCCACUUAUUUCGACUUCCAAAAAUCUUUUAAUUUCUCGACGCUUUCCACUACGGAAAACUGGCCUUCCUGUAUCGUGACAAGAAAUAACUAUGAUUCUAUCAAAGUAGCACAUGCAUUCGCCGACAUUUACGUUGACAAAGCAAUAAGAUACCGUACCGAUGGUCUGUCGAAAGAGGAACCUACUGAAAAAGAUAGAUCUGGAUAUAAGUAUGUUCGACUACACGAUAUGGCUAUGCAGACCGACAAUCGUAGCGAGCUUCGAAGUCAAAUUCUGCAUGUGUUUCUUGCGGGACACGAAUCUAGCGCUAUCACCAUCGGGAAUGCACUACUCCAACUCUCUUGA